This is a messenger RNA of Thecamonas trahens ATCC 50062, 4005 nucleotides long. RefSeq lists its product as uncharacterized. Gene Ontology annotation, cellular component: plasma membrane. The record is from RefSeq and is a predicted model, not a curated record. Gene Ontology annotation, biological process: Ras protein signal transduction; positive regulation of GTPase activity. The coding region runs from base 1 to 4005 and encodes 1334 amino acids. NCBI's taxonomy places the organism in Eukaryota, Apusomonadida, Apusomonadidae. Gene Ontology annotation, molecular function: guanyl-nucleotide exchange factor activity. The transcript has a single exon.
AUGGCCGCCCGCCAUCAGCAGGCCAAACGGGCCAGUAGGCUCUCUGUCUACUCGGACGACGCGGACCUGGCAUUCCUGGCACAGCUGGAAGAGCCGUCGUUGGCGCUGAGCUCGUCGGGCUCAAACUCAGAGUCGGUGUGCGGACUGGCACUCGCACCCAACUCCCCCUCGCCGCGCCUUGUCCGCUCGCCGCUUGCCUCUCAUCCACACGCGCUCGGCUACACGCUCCAGGACUCGUCGUCGGGCUCGAGCUCGAGCUCAAGCUCGUCGCGAUGCAGCAUCCGUCGCCCGGUCCGGCACCGCAAAGCCCAUCCGCCCGCUCGCUCCUCACCACUUCGCCAUGUACAGAACGCGGCGUCGUCAACAGACUCGACGACGUCGUCGUCAUCGUCACCCUCGCCUUCGAGCGCGUCGCCCUCCUCUGAAUCGAGCUCGCGCCGCGGCAACGUCCAGGACGUGGACGAUCUCGGAACGCCUGCAGGCUCAGACGCGUCGAUGGUCAACUUUCCCAUCUCGACACCGCUCUCGCGGUCGUCGGCGGCGCUCCACCGCAAGCGGCCGGCAUCGGGCUUCUUCUCGCAGCAGAUUGUCGACUUGGAAGACGACACCUUUCAGCGCGACUCGAUCAAGAUGUACCGCUUGAAGCCACGGCGGCGCUCGCUCUCAGCGGUCCACGUGGUGAACAAUCCCAACGCCGGUGGAAGCACCAAACUGUUGGAGAAGGCCUCAUCCUCGCUCCACGCCAUUGGCGAGGGCUUUGACAUCAACAUUGACGAUGAUGCGCUCGACCUCAAUGACUUUGACUUUGACGACAUUGGCGACACGGUGGCCCUCGACUUUGCCGACGAGAGUAAUGCUGCUGGCCCGAUCGAACUCGACGCUCUGCCUGGCGGAGACGGCAAGUCGUGGUCGUCGUCGGGCUCGGACGAAGCCGCACAAGGCGCGGCCGCCGUGUCCACGCCGCGCGGCACCGCUGGCUCAAGCGCCGCGCUCACCAAUAAGGCCGGAAGCAAGACCGACGCCAGUGCACCAGACUCGAACGAGGCUGCAGGCGAUGAGGCGGCGCCUCGCCGCUCGCGUUGGCGCGAAAAGUCGAUCCGAUUCCUCGACUCGAUCCCGGUCACCAUCUUUAUGCUUGUCAUCACUCUCUUUGUUCUCUUUGCCGACGACACACUCAUCAUUGUUGCGCCGGACAAGGAUGACAGCCUCGACUUGUACCUACUCAUCUCCAAGAACUUUGUCUUUCUCUGCUUCCUCGUGGAGCUGGUGUGGACGUCUGUGGUCAAGCCAAAAGACUACUUUCUCACCUUUUUCUUCUGGCUCGAUGUCCUUGCCUUGGUCUCGUUUGCGCCCGAUGUUGUCCUUCUCGUCGCUGACUACGACAUUGUGACGCUGGUCUCGGCGCUGGCUGUGGCCCGAACUGGGCGAGCCGCCCGCGCCUCAGCGCGUGCCGCCCGCCUCGUCCGUGUUGUCCGUGUUGUCAAGUUUGCACGCAUUGUGCAGCGCGGACACUCGGAGAUAGCGGCCGAUGACAACGUCAUCGACUCGCUCGAGACAAAUCUUAACCGCAGCGCGCCCGCAGCGAUGUCGACAUCCGCAAGCGACGCCGGCGGUGGAGGCGGCGAGGUGACGACGCUCGGCGAGCCGAGUCGCCUCGGCUCGCGGCUCAUCAACCGGACGACCAACAAGGUCAUCGCCAUUGUCCUCAUCUUGUUCCUGGUCACCUCUAUUGCUCAAAUCACUGCGCCGUGGCGGCACCACGUGACGGCCGGCGUGUCGGCGCUGGAAGAUUCAGCCGCCGCGCUGGGCGGCGUCACCAGUCCCACCUUUGUCAACGGCCCGCUGGCCUCGUUUCUCGAGGCCUACGGCUCGUCACUGCUCUGGCUCUCUAUCUCUGAUGUGGAGGUCUACGGCACGAUCGAACAGGCCUCGCGCGUCCGCGAGGUAUACAUUCAGGAAGGUAUGUCGCUAAGCAAGGCGUCGGUGGCAUGGAUCGACGUGAAGGAGACCGAAGUCAUCCAAGCCAUCUUCAACAUCGCAAUCCUUGUCUUUAUCAUCGUCAUCAUGGCGCUCGGCAACAUGCUCAUCACCCGCGAUGCCAAUCGGCUCCUCAUCGUGCCGGUAGAGAAGAUCAUGGGCGUGGUCCGUGUCCUGCUUGACCACGCCAAGGUACCCGGCAAGCGCAAGGCUGGCGGGCCGGUUCAGCAAGCCAAGCAGAGCGAGACGGGGCGCAGCGGGUCGAUGACUUCGCUACUGGCGCUGGACGACUCAGGCGCAAGGGUCGGCUCCGGUCGCUUGGGCGGCUCGGGUCGGCAGCUGUCUGAAGCCGAAGAACUGCUGCAAAUGCUGUCGGAGAUCGAUGGCUCGCUGGCAAUGGCGCAACAGGAUGUCGAGUCGACUGAGACUAAGGUUCGCAUCCGCGAGGCCGAACUCGAGUCGGUCACCCUCUUCACCGUCCAACUCGAGAUGUUGCUCUGUGUCGCGUUGCGAAAGCUGGAGUCCAAGGCACUGGCCAAGUGGGCAGCGUGGCAUGAGUGGGGCCUCGUCCCACUUGCAGACCGCAUCAGGGUUGCGCUCGCCGAGGCAGGUGGCGACUCGGCCGCGCUGGUAGCCCGACUCUCCCAGCACCCGCUCGCCCUGCCAUCGAUCGACGAUCUGCAGCGGCACCGGGCUCAGCUCACGUUUGAGAUCCUCGGACCGAGCGGCGGCGUCGGGGCUGAUGGCGAGGACGUGCGGCCGACUGUUCAGCUGCAGUCUGGCGCACUGCCGCACAUUGUGGAGCACUUGUGCCACCCACUGGCGCAUGAUGCCGACUUUGACCGGGUCUUCUUUCUUACAUACCGGGCGUAUCUUUCGCCGGCUGAGCUACUGCAGCGGCUCAUCGUUCGGUUCUCGCUUACGCCAGACGUGUACUACAUUCGGGCGUCGCGCGAUGGGCUUGACGCCUACUCGCAGUGGCGGCACGAGGUGCAACACCCGGUCCGGGUCCGGAUUCUCUCGCUUGUCCGGCUCUGGCUCAAGUCGUACUUUUUCGACUUUCAUGCCGAUCCGGUCAUGGUGGCGCUACUUGUUGACGUCCUCGUCCCGCUCCUUCGGGCCUCGCGAGUCUUUUCUGAGGCUGGGCGGCAGCUCCGGGUCCUGCUCGAGAACAAGCUGCUGGGACUCGAGGUCGGUGAUGAUGAUGACUUUGGCUCAGAGACGACCGAGACGACAACGUCGUCGAUAGUAAUUCCGCGGAUGGCAGCGACGCGCGGCGCGCGGCUGAAGCUCCUCAACGUCGACCCUAUGGAGGCAGCGCGGCAGCUCUCGCUCAUAGAGCACGAGCUGUACGGACAGAUUGGCAAGCAUGAGCUGUUGGACCUUGCAUGGUCGCGUGACGACGCCGAUACCCGCGCACCCAACGUGCUCGCCCUCAUCAACCACUUUAACGGAGUAACCGAGUGGGUCCAAGUCGCGCUCCUCUCCGAGGCCUCGGUCAAGACACGCGCCGCUAUCCUCCGCACCUUUAUCGACAUCCUUGACAAGCUCUUUGCCAUCCGCAACUUUAACGGCGCCAUGGAGCUGGUCUCGGGCCUCUCGUCGGCGGCUGUGUCGCGGCUGCGCAAGACGUGGAAAGAGGUCGACGAGACGCGGCGGUCGCGGUUCGAGGCUAUCACAGCUUCGCUCUCGGCGCUCGGCAACUAUGCGCAGUACCGCCGGUUGGUUGCCGACUACAUGGAAGUUCCGGUCAUCCCGUACCUCGGUAUGUACAUGGGCGAUCUGGUGUUCAUCGAGGAAGGCAAUGAGGAUUACGUCGGCGACGGUCUCGUCAACUUUGACAAGUGCUACCAGAUCGCCAACGCCAUCCAGCUUGCCCUCCACUGGCGGCGGGCGUCGUUCCCGUUCUUUGAAGUUGCCGAGGUCAAAAGCCUCCUCACCUCUAGCAUUGCCGAGGUCACCUCCAAUCCAACCGAUGAUCGUGCGCUGUACAAGCUCUCGCUCAAGGUCGAGCCGCGCAAGAAAUGA